Osmerus eperlanus (European smelt) is the source of this 2292-nucleotide messenger RNA. It is a transcript of the gene socs3a, whose product is annotated as suppressor of cytokine signaling 3a. Gene Ontology annotation, cellular component: phosphatidylinositol 3-kinase complex. The transcript has 2 exons. The record is from RefSeq and is a predicted model, not a curated record. Gene Ontology annotation, biological process: phosphatidylinositol phosphate biosynthetic process; intracellular signal transduction. The coding region runs from base 367 to 999 and encodes 210 amino acids. Gene Ontology annotation, molecular function: 1-phosphatidylinositol-3-kinase regulator activity. Lineage: Eukaryota; Metazoa; Chordata; Actinopteri; Osmeriformes; Osmeridae.
AAGAUGAUCACUAACAGGCAAACGGUUCAGAGAGAACCCACGGUCUGUGGAUAAAGGACCAACCUAUAUUAAUUGAAGUGAAUUAGAAAAGGACACAAUUUGUAGACCAUUGUUACACAAGAGACAAGAUCGACUAACUUUUUCAACCCUGCUCUGAAGAUACCGAACAAACUAUUUCGAGUUCAAAGCUGAAUAGAGCCGAUACAGAUAAGGAGUUUCAUCCCUUAACACGGACCUACAACAAGUUGACUUCCAACUUCCCUUGCUGUGGGAGUCACAAGCUGUUCUUUGACAGGCCCUCUCCACUUCUGUCGUCUGCGUGGUGCCUAGUGCUCACCAGGCAGUCCAGAGUGCGGACGCAGCGCCAUGGUAACCUACAGCAAGUUUGACUCCGUCAUGAGCAGCAGCCCGUUCGACACCAACAUGAGGCUGCCCCACCGUUACAAGACCUUCAGCUCCAAGCUGCAGUACCAGCUGGUGCUCACCAACUUGCACAAACUCCAGGAGAGUGGAUUCUACUGGGGCUCCAUCAGUGGCAAGGAGGCCAACGCCAUGCUGGCCUCCGAGGCCACCGGCAGCUUCCUCAUCAGGGACAGCUCUGACAACCGCCAUUUCUUCACCCUCAGUGUCAAGACGGCGUCGGGCACCAAGAAUUUGCGCAUCCAGUGCGAUUCGGCCACGUUUUUCCUGCAGACAGACCCUAAAAGUAUGCUGGCUGUCCCCCACUUUGACUGCAUCCUCAAGCUGGUCCAUCACUACAUGCCCCCCAGCAAAGGUGCCUCAUGUGGGGGGAACACUCGAGGAGGGAGCUCCUACUACAUCUACUCUGGAGGGGAGAAAAUCCCUCUGGAGCUGCUGAAGCCCCUUUCUACCAGCAUGUCCACCCUGCAGCACCUGUGCAGGAAAACAGUCAAUGGACACCUGGACAUCUCCACAAAAAGAGACCAACUCCCUCAUCCUCUCAAGGAGUUCCUGCAGGACUAUGACGCUCCCAUCUAGAGGCUCUGGGCACGUUGUCUGUGGUUGUCACGGACGUACGCAGCAGUUCCGUUACGGUGUACCAAGAGAACCAAGUCCCGAGGAGAUGUGGCCUUCACCUGCGUUCUGACCUCACAGCGCCAGGAAAGAGAGCUGGCCGGGAGAAGCGUGGCAGAAGCACGCUGCCUAAAGACAAGUGUCCGACUUUUCAGUCAAUUACUAAAGGCUGUGGUAUCAGUGGGCACAGGGAAAAACCAGUCCCCAGAGGACAGACAAAGAGGGAUCUGCUGCUAUUGGAUCCUGUGUGUUCAGCUAAAGUGCUCCUGGCAGGUUUGGAGUAGAUGGCACCCUGGCCUCUCUUGCCACACAUCUCCUCACUGCUGCUAACCAUUGAGCUAUGGAGUCAACAGCCACACACUAGCCUUGGCUAACUACUCAUUCAUUGCACCAAGACUGGUCAUGGCUUUGACUAGGAAAUUGACAUUAGUCAUGGAUAAGACAAACCUGGGAAGUUUUAAACAUGACGGUUGAAAGAGGCUGGCUUUCUGAAAUUCUGUGUGCUCUGGCCAGCAAUUGGUCAGUCACCAGGAACUUACACGGUUGUUCCAUGGACAUUCAUCUUCAAUGUCAUCACACCAGUAAAUAUUUGUCAGGAAUGGAUCAAAAGGAUGAAUGUUUUUUCUGAAUGUUGCAUAAGUGCAAAGAACACAAGAGGAAACUUACAAAAGACAAAGGAGACUCAAGAGACAUUAACUUCCAAACAAAGAAACUCGGAAAGAACAUUAUAACAAUUGUAUGUUUAUAAGUUUAUUGACAAUAGACAAGGUCAAACCUCCUGACCUUCUAAAAUAACUGAAAAAUAACCAACCAGAUGGGAAACUAGAUCUAUGUUUCAAUGUAAAUGGUAUGGCGAUACAACGAUUUGUCAGCUGUUUGUCUAAGCAUCCAACUGACACAGAAAAAAUGUACCCACAUAAAAGUGGUGGUAGUUAUUGCACAGCCAGGAGUCUAUUGCUAGCUAUUUAAAAAAACGAAAACAUUUUAGCCUGUCAGAAAGAGAGGACCCAAGAUACUUCUUAUUCUUAUCUCUUUCUUAAACAAGACAAUGUUUACAUGAAUGAAAAUUAAGUGGUGAAAAUAAUAAUCUUAUCUUUUAUAAAGAUACCACAGUUACCAGCCAAGUAUUUGGCUGUAGAUGCUUGAAGACAUUUGAAGAUAUAGGUAUAGCAGAAGCAUGCAGACCGAAACAACUUUGCACAUAUUUAUAUAAACAUUUCAAUAAUUUAUAAUAAAGUGCACUAUUUUUCUAUAAAG